AUGACAUCAUCUAACCUCGUCCAGCCCAUUUUUGCACUGUGUUGGUUUUCUAUUUACCCUCUAGAACUCUCUUUGGUUAGUUAUUUUGGAAAUGUUUUUAUAAUUCCUUUGCUAAUCUCAGAAUACUUUCUAUAUAUUGCAAUGAAAAACACUGUUUUUUAUUGUCUAAAAAGAUUUUUGAUGAAACCUUUGUAUGAAGAAGAGCGCAAUCUUAUGUGAACAGAAAAAAUACUUAUAUUAGUUACCUUAUCAUUUAAAGAACCUUUCUCCUAUACAUCAAUACUUAUAUGAUAUUCUAUAUCUAUGUAUUUAUAUUAUAUGAAUGUAAUAUCAGAAUUUUGCAAGGCCCUUUUUAUUUGCAAUUUAUUAAAAAAUUUAGGACUUUUUGUUUUCAUUUUCAGCGUUGUCAGUAUCUAUAUAAUUUGGGGUAUAAAAUAUCUGCUUUCUGAAGGAUCUGAAGUAUCAAAUAUAAUUUUUAUCGAGUCCUUUCUAAUUUUUCAGAUGAACUUAACCACGCUUUAUCAAAUCAAAUUUGGAAUUAUUUCAAAUUUCAAAAUUUUGCUAUUGGAGACUUUUAAGGAUUUUAUGAAGAGUCUUGAAUUUAUUAUUUUUGUGCCUGUUGUUGGAUAUCACUGAUUCUGCCCAGUAUGUCAUGUUUAUGGUUGUUAUUUUCUAAUGUGUUUUUUGAUCAAAUUAACAAAGCUUAUCAAGUACAAGAUAUCUGUAUCAGCUUUUGAUUAUGAAUACAAGGCAAUAAUAGAGGAUGAUUUAAAUGAGAACAAGGAUGAUAAAUGCUGCAUAUGUUGGAGUUUGUUUGUAGAGGAAGAAUCAACAAAACUAAAAUGUGGGCAUAUUAUCCACAUUGAGUGCUUAAAAAUGUGGAUGAUAAAAACCUUCGAAAGGAAUUGCCCGAUUUGCACUCAGAAAUUUUUAUAA
Molecule: messenger RNA, 936 nt
Organism: Blepharisma stoltei
Lineage: Eukaryota; Ciliophora; Heterotrichea; Heterotrichida; Blepharismidae
Source: the annotation of a GenBank genome assembly